This is a messenger RNA of Morchella importuna, 660 nucleotides long. RefSeq lists its product as uncharacterized. The transcript has 4 exons. Gene Ontology annotation, molecular function: protein-N-terminal glutamine amidohydrolase activity; protein-N-terminal asparagine amidohydrolase activity. The record is from RefSeq and is a predicted model, not a curated record. The coding region runs from base 1 to 660 and encodes 219 amino acids. Gene Ontology annotation, biological process: protein catabolic process. Lineage: Eukaryota; Fungi; Ascomycota; Pezizomycetes; Pezizales; Morchellaceae.
AUGGCAUUCUCAGGCUACAAUUUUAAAUCCGCCGAAGAAAUUGAGUUCCAUCUGGAACCUACAGCUGCAGGUCCAUCUACAGUAUGGGCACGAUCGAUCGCCAGACGUCUUGGGUGUUACGUGGCACUGGGAUAUCCCGAAUACUGCGCACAUUCUCCAUCGUCCCCUCAAGGUUCCAUGUCUCGUUAUAAUUCAGCCGUCCUGGUAUCACCACAAGGAAACGUGCUCGUAAAUUACAGAAAACACUUUCUGUACACCACGGAUGAAACCUGGGCAGAAGAAGGGAAGGAAGGCUUUUUUUCUGGGGAGAUGCCCGAUGGAUUGGGGAAGCUUGCGAUGGGAAUAUGCAUGGACCUCAACCCCCGGCGAUUUGAAACGCCAUUCGAGAAUUACGAAUUCGCGCACCAUGUACUUGAUAGUAAAGCAGAUUUGCGCUUGCAACCGGUCCUCGACAAAGGCCCUCAGGGACGAUCGGAGGAAACUAUAUUUGUUACCUGUAACCGGAUAGGGGUUGAGCGCGGGGCAUCAUUCGCUGGGACUUCCGUAGUGGUGGGAGUCAGCAAGGGAAACAUCAAGGUCUAUGGUUGUCUGGGUCGAGGAACGGAAGACCUGCUUGUCUGCGAGGUUCCGGGGCCCGGAAAGAACUCACGGCGAAGAUAG